Molecule: messenger RNA, 300 nt
Organism: Sphenostylis stenocarpa
Lineage: Eukaryota; Viridiplantae; Streptophyta; Magnoliopsida; Fabales; Fabaceae
Source: the annotation of a GenBank genome assembly
AUGGAAUAUUUUCUUCAAGAGAAAUUGAAAGUUGAAUACUUAAGAAGAGGAAAGUCACUUUUGGAAAGCCUCAUUCAGAAACCAUCUACUACAGAUGUAAAGGAACAAUUUGGAGCAUGGGAUUGGAAUAAUAAACAACUGAACGUUCAGAGUAGCCAUAAAAGAUCUGUUUGUGACGUGGAUGCCACCAUUUUUGUGGGUAGAGCACUUAAUAUUAUCUUGGGCAUUCUCUACCUUAGGGUUUAUUACAUGAUAAUGGAAGUGGUCCCCUACGUGUGGUUUUGUAAAGAAACUAAGUAA